UAAUUUGGUUUCAAAAGAUCAGAAAUCAUGGCUUUGAAAGCCGUGAAUUGUCUAAUUUUUCUAAUUAUUGCACGUUUUGCCAGUUGUUCCGUUAAGUUUGAAAAAAUCAGUGACUGUCAUUUUUAUGAUAAUUCAUAUAUACCGGGCUAUGACAAUGUCACAUUCAAAUGUGCCGAAAAUGGAAAUGAGCAAAAAAUAUUCCUCAGUGUUCAAUUUCAGUGCUCAAAUCGAAGACCAGAAGAAUACAGAUGGCCGGGGACAGUCGAUUUUCAAAAUUGCCAAUUUCCACAAUUGAAUCGAAAUUAUUUCGAAUUAUUUCCAUAUAUGCACAAAUUCAUCAUUUCGGAUGUGGGCUUGGAAGAUUUGUCAAUGAAAGUGUUUAGUGAAGCCAAACAUGUGACACAUUUGAUCGCUGAUCAUAAUCGAAUCACUGAGUUACCAUCGCACAUAUUUUUCAAUGCGAAUAGGCUAAAAUUCCUAGAUUUUUCGUAUAAUCGCAUACAAAUGAUUCAUAGUUCAGCUUUUGAGGGUGCAAAUAAGUUAGAAACAUUGAAUUUUACGCAAAAUGCUAUACCGAUACUCGAUGAAAAAGUAUUCCAAGAUCUAGCGUUGUUAAAACAAUUGAAUGUGUCACACAACAACAUCAGCCGCAUUGAUUUGACUAGUUUGCCAGUGAAUUUACUGGAAUUGGACCUAUCCAACAAUAGUUUGUCGAGUUUGGAGCACGUGUUUGAUAAAACUACGAAGCUGAAGUAUUUGAAUUUGGCAUUCAAUCCAAUUGGCAAUGUAAAAAUCGAAACAUUUGCUUAUAUGCCCGAUUUGGAAUACCUAAAUUUGAAGCGCACAAACAUAACUAGCAUUGAAUUCGGCACAUUUUCACAUCAUGAGAAGUUAGUUUUUUUUGACUUGUCCGAAAAUCAUUUGAAAAAACUAGAUUUCAAUCUUUUUAUGCCCAUUCUUCCCGAACUGAAGUCAUUAUCACUGGCCGGAAAUCAACUGUCCGAUUUGAGUGGCUUUGAAAACAAGCUCUUUCCACAGUUGAUUCAACUGGAUAUCAAAGGAAACGAUUUUAAUUGCUCCUAUUUACAACGUUUUAUCACUUCUCACAAUUGGGACAGACUUCGUUUGCCGGUCGAUCCAACGGCAGUGAAACCGCGCGAAACCAGCAUCCGAAGCAUCAAAUGUCAUCCUAUAGUUCAAUCAAGCCUAGAGGUUGAGGAACCAAUUUUUAAGAACAAAACACUGGCAAAGGAUUUUAAAUCCACGAAAUCAGCACAAAAAUUAUAUGGCGAAACUUAUCUCAUUUUUAUGUGCAUAAUUAUGUCGUCAUUUUUAAUUAUGUUCGUGAUAGCAAAUCGAGAAAGAAUUUUUCGUCCAAAUGGAGAGAGAAACGCCCACGAAAAACAAUCACAACAUAAUGUGGAAUAUAAAACCGAAAGUUUAUUACUUGAAUACCCUGUGCCAUUUUUGUUCCGUCUUUCAGAAGAUAGCACAAUGAAUCUUCGAACGUUCUGCAUUUUCGUCAUUUGUUCCGACAUUUCGGCCAAAUUUGCCAUUUCAUCGCCGAAAUAUGAACACAUCAGUGCCUGUGACAAUUCGGCUGAAAAUUGUGAUCAAGGGUGUCGACAUUUGAAUUUCACGUGCACCGAAAGUGAUAACGAGAGUAAAUUAUUUUCUACUACAUCCGAGUCGAUUAAGUGUUCGAACGGGGAAUAUUAUCGAUCAAGAUAUGGUGCAAUCGCUUUUAAAAAUUGCCGAUUUCGUGAAAUUGACCGGAAUUUUUUUCAAGUAUUCAAAUAUUUGCACACGCUUAACAUAUCGGAUGUGGAAUUGGAAACGUUGCAAAUAAAAUCAUUUCGUGAUGCAAAGCAAUUGACGACUUUAGUGGCAUCGAAUAAUUAUUUGACGGAAAUCUCGGCCCAUUUAUUUGUCAACGCUGAAAAUCUCAGUUUUGUCGAUUUUUCAAAUAACACAAUUAAAAGCGUCGACCUGUUGGCUUUUGAUGGUGCCAAUUCGCUGAAAACACUCAAUUUAUCACACAAUUUCAUCGAUCAACUUGAUUCAAAUUCACUCUCUACACCCAGCUUAGCGACGGUGGACUUAUCAUUUAACAAUCUAACAAGUUUGAACGAGCACACGUUCGGCAUUUAUUUGAAACAUUUGAAUUUGUCAUGCAAUCCAAUUAGAAGUCUGAAUAUUGACACAUUUGCCUACUUGCCGAAUUUGGAACAGUUGAACUUGAGACGCACGAAUAUAUCCGGCAUUCAGCUGGGCACAUUUUCACAUCAACACAAAUUGACUUCACUGGAUUUAACCGAAAAUAAUUUGAAAACAUUGGACUUCAAUGUGUUUUUGCCUGUUCUUCAUGAUUUACGAUCACUUUUCUUGGGCGGAAACCAGUUGAAAGAGCUGAAGGGAUUUCGAAACGCACUUUUCCCUCAGUUGGUCUUAUUGGACAUGAAAAAUAACCAAUUCAACUGUUCAUAUUUGCAACAUUUUAUGGAGACGGUCAAUUGGGAAAAACUUCACCUUCACAUCGAUCCGAUUUCGGUCAAUACACGGCAAGCAAACAUUCGGGGCAUCAACUGUGUGCAUUUCGAUGAAAAUAGGACGGCUGGUGGAGAUAUGAAUAAUGCAAUUAAAAACAAUAAGCCUGAAUCAGGAAGAGAUGCAUUCAAAGUGGAAAAUCCAAAUAAAUCGACUGAAAUUGGGUCAAACACUUCAACAACUGAUCAAAAAUCGAUCGAUGAUAUUUUCGUCAUUAAAAUUGCAUUGAUUUUUAUUUGCAUCAUUAUGUCAACCUAUUUAAUCGUGUUUUUAGUUCUAAAUCGGCAUCGAUUUGCCAAUCAACCCACAGUAAACUAUUCAGGAAAUUCAGAACAUUCGAACCAAGUCGUUGAAUUCUCGAAUGAAGUAUUGCUGAUCGCAUCGCAAAAUCGACUCAAAGAAAUACCGUCUCUCCUUUUCGUGAAUGCAAAAAAUCUCACGCAUGUUGACUUCUCCAAAAAUACAAUUGGUCGAAUUGAUCCUUUGGCAUUUGCCGGUGCAAACCACAUCGAAUUCUUGGAUUUAUCCCAAAAUAAUUUAACCGAGUUCAGUGAUCAGUUAUCCAAAUGUUUGACGAGCAUAGAAACAUUAAAUUUAUCACAUAAUGCAAUUCAAGAAUUGAAUUCCCUCUGUGCGCCUAAUUUACACGUGCUCGACUUGUCCUUUAAUAAAUUAACGGAUUUGAACAAAAACACAUUUAAUCAAACCACCAAAAUGAACAGUUUGAAUUUGUCAUUCAAUUCAAUUGGGAAUUUAGAAGUCGAAAUAUUCGCGUACAUGCCGGAUUUGAAGUAUUUAGCAUUAAGACGAACAAAUUUAAGCAGCAUUCGAUUGGGCACUUUUUCGCAUCAACAUAAUUUGGUCUCACUCGAUCUUUCGGUGAAUUUAUUGAAAGAGCUGGACUUUAAGCUGUUUAUGCCAGUUCUCCAUGAUCUACAAACACUUCGUUUGGCAGGAAAUCAGCUAUCGCGUUUGAACGGCUUUCGUAAUGCGCUAUUCCCAAAGUUAGAACUGCUGGACAUAACAGACAAUCGAUUUAACUGCUCGUAUUUGCACCGUUUCAUGGAGACCAUCAAUUGGGAACAUCUUCGUCUUCAUCUUGCUCCACAUUCGGCUGGAGAAACAAACAUCGGUGGAGUUCGAUGUGAUGACAUACUUUAUGAACAUACCGACAGUGAAACUACAGAUGACAUCCCCAACGAGAAUAAAUCGUUGGAGAUCGUUUUGAAAGAAACUUUAUCACAGUUAAACCAAAAAACUAAUGAUAAUAUAUUCACGAUUAUUAUAAUUCUGUUAGUAUUGAUUUCUUUGAUUUUAACUGCUAAUUUCACCGUAUUCUUGAUACUUAACCGUGAUCGCAUUCGCGACCAGUGUUUAAGAACUAAUUUUGCAAAUGAUCGACCAUUAUCAGCCACAUACAACACAGAACGAGCUGAAACACUACUCUUGUAA
Messenger RNA from Sitodiplosis mosellana (orange wheat blossom midge), 3999 nucleotides. RefSeq lists its product as uncharacterized. NCBI's taxonomy places the organism in Eukaryota, Metazoa, Arthropoda, Insecta, Diptera, Cecidomyiidae. The coding region runs from base 28 to 3999 and encodes 1323 amino acids. Gene Ontology annotation, molecular function: protein binding. The transcript has 4 exons. The record is from RefSeq and is a predicted model, not a curated record.